This is a messenger RNA of Salpingoeca rosetta, 3765 nucleotides long. RefSeq lists its product as uncharacterized. The transcript is spliced from 6 exons. Lineage: Eukaryota; Choanoflagellata; Craspedida; Salpingoecidae. The record is from RefSeq and is a predicted model, not a curated record. Gene Ontology annotation, molecular function: zinc ion binding; nucleic acid binding. The coding region runs from base 1 to 3765 and encodes 1254 amino acids. Gene Ontology annotation, biological process: DNA integration.
AUGCGUGGUUCACGCACACAGCCGCAGGCAGGCGGCUUCAUGGCAAGCGCACCGCCACGCAGAGGCGGAAGACGCGGCUUCUCCAACAACAGCAACAACCACGGACGCCAGGGACGCAACAAUGGCAACAGCAACGGCAACAGCAACGGCAAAGGGCGCCGCUUCCGUGGCAACUGUCACUACUGUGGCAAGUAUGGACACCGUGCAGCAGAGUGUCGCAAGAAGCAACGCGACAACGGAGCAACAGGCUUCACUGCACAGGCACAGCAUCAACAUGGUCAAAACGCAGCAACCUUCGUCGCUGCCACAGCUACUACACCCACGCAGCUGCAUGACCCACUCACGUGGCUUGCAGACACGGGUGCUUCACACCACCUCACCUUCGUCAAGGACGCCUUCGUGGAGCUGACACCGCACCUGCAACAGCAUCAUCCACGCCACAUCACUGCGUUUGGCGGCACACGUGUGCCCGUGCGCGGUGUUGGCUCUGUGCUGUUGCAUGCACGCACGACGAGCGGAGCCACGAUGCAGAUUGUGUUGCAGGAGUGCCUCUACGUGCCCGAGGGCCAGGCCAACCUCAUCGCCCUCGGUCGUCUGACCAGGGACAGCAGCGGCAGGCCAACGGGCCACUCGCAGCGUGAUGGCGCUGAUGGGCACUACGUGCGCUUCAGCCACGGAGCCGAGGUCAAGCUGAAGGAGCGCAGCAGCCUCCGGUGCUGGCCCAUUGUUGCUGUUGGUCCAUCCACGGCACACGGUCUCACCGCCGAUGCCUGCAAGCAACCACAGCAACCCGCAGCAGCUCCUGCAGCCCAGAGCAAGCUGUACAUGGAGCUGCCGCCCGCACCUCCCCGCCAUCGGCGGCGGGCGCUCAAAGGUUACGCGGGCAAGGUGUCCGGCUGCUCAAGCCGCUCUACGGCCUCAAGCAAAGCUGGCCGUGCUUGGGCCAAGAAGCUGCACACCUUCCUCAAGACCAACGGAUGGGCGCAAAGAACGUCCGACGCUUGCCUCUUCACCAAGCUCCACGACGACGGACAGCGCACAUGGAUCAUCACGUACGUCGACGACCUCAUCAUCAGCGGCAGCAGCGAGCGCCACAUCCGUGCCUGCAAGCAGCAGAUCAAGGAGAGCUUCGAGGAAGAGGACCUGGGCCCGCUCACCUGGUACCUGGGCCUUCACCUGACGUCACCAGCUGACGGGGUGUUGCACAUUGCGCAGACACAGGCCAUCAACGACAUCGUCAACGACUACAACCUGGCAGCCGCAGCCAGCGUGUCCACGCCCAUGCGUGUUGGCAUCGACGCCUCCAGCAUCAGCGAGCAGCCCGACCGACGCCUGCCUUUCCGCAACCUCGUCGGCUCGCUCCUGUACCUGGCCAACCGCACGAGACCAGACCACCAGCUGCACCAGCUCGACUUCAAGUCGGCUUACCUGCAGGCUGAUCUCAAGGAGGAGCUGUACAUGAAGCUGCCGCCGCACUUCACCGACAUCGGCGACGGCGCUCAACGCUACGCGGGCAAGGUGUGCCGGCUGCUCAAGCCGCUCUACGGCCUCAAGCAAGCUGGCCGUGCAUGGGCCAAGAAGCUGCACACCUUCCUCAAGACCAACGGAUGGGCGCAAAGCAACGUCGACGCUUGCCUCUUCACCAAGCUCCACGACGACGGACAGCGCACAUGGAUCAUCACGUACGUCGACGACCUCAUCAUCAGCGGCAGCAGCGAGCGCCACAUCCGUGCCUGCAAGCAGCAGAUCAAGGAGAGCUUCGAGGCAGAGGACCUGGGCCCGCUCACCUGGUACCUGGGCCUUCACCUGACGUCACCAGCUGACGGGGUGUUGCACAUUGCGCAGACACAGGCCAUCAACGACAUCGUCAACGACUACAACCUGGCAGCCGCAGCCAGCGUGUCCACGCCCAUGCGUGUUGGCAUCGACGCCUCCAGCAUCAGCGAGCAGCCCGACCGACGCCUGCCUUUCCGCAACCUCGUCGGCUCGCUCCUGUACCUGGCCAACCGCACGAGACCAGACGUCAGCUUCGCUAUGUCUGACCCGUCGGACCACGUCGUUUCCACGCCAGGAUUCAAGAUGGACCUGCCCAAGUUCUCUGGCUCGCCCGGCACCUUUCAUGCGUGGAGCAUUCGCAUGAAGAUGGCGCUCAAGCUCCGCGGCGACGACGUCUGGGCAGCUGUGGAGGCAGGAGCAUCGUCAUCAGGAGGUCCAAGCUCAGCGACACGCUCAAGUGCAAGGAGACCGACAGCAGGAGAUCACGCCAACCUCACCGCUGCAAACCUCAUCGCGUCCACGCUCUCAGGCUACCCCCUUCUCCUCUUCACCAACGGAGAAGCAGACGUCAACGCCGGCCAAGGAUGGGCCCGGCUCAAGGACCACUACGCUUCGCAGGACCGCCUCCGCAUCGCAGAGCUCAAGGAGGCGCAGCUUCACCUGCAUGACCCACUCACGUGGCUUGCAGACACGGGUGCUUCACACCACCUCACCUUCGUCAAGGACGCCUUCGUGGAGCUGACACCGCACCUGCAACAGCAUCAUCCACGCCACAUCACUGCGUUUGGCGGCACACGUGUGCCCGUGCGCGGUGUUGGCUCUGUGCUGUUGCAUGCACGCACGACGAGCGGAGCCACGAUGCAGAUUGUGUUGCAGGAGUGCCUCUACGUGCCCGAGGGCCAGGCCAACCUCAUCGCCCUCGGUCGUCUGACCAGGGACAGCAGCGGCAGGCCAACGGGCCACUCGCAGCGUGAUGGCGCUGAUGGGCACUACGUGCGCUUCAGCCACGGAGCCGAGGUCAAGCUGAAGGAGCGCAGCAGCCUCCGGUGCUGGCCCAUUGUUGCUGUUGGUCCAUCCACGGCACACGGUCUCACCGCCGAUGCCUGCAAGCAACCACAGCAACCCGCAGCAGCUCCUGCAGCCCAGAGCAAGGUGCAGACACCAUCGAUGCAUGAGGUGCUUGGCCACCGCAACGACAACGACGUGCAGCAGUACUGCAAGCUGAUGGGCAUCGACGAUCGCAACGCCAUCAGCAGCAAGCAGUGCGCAACGUGUGCAGUGACCAAGAGCACUCGUCACAGCGUCAGCAAGCACGCGGAGCGCACACAGGUGCCCGGCGAGCGCAUCCACGCCGACAUCGUCGACUGGACCGCGGACUCACCCACGGGCAAGCGCUACAGCCUCGUCAUCGUCGAUGAGGGCAGCAAGCUCCUGCAUGCAGUCCAUCUCAAUGCCAAGAAGGACGCAGUUGCCGCGUUCCAGUCUUUCCUGCGCGAGACCAAGCUCCCCAUCUCGCCCACAACAACAGCACUCCAGACGGAUUCCGAUGCCAUCUUCCUCGGAGCUGACUUCCAGGCCAUCGUCAAGAAGCACCUGAAGCAGCACCAGCAGUCCCCGCCGUACACCCAGGCGCAGAACGGCAUCGUCGAGCGACAGGUGCGCACCCUCUCCGACAUGCUGCUCAUGGACCUCGACGAGCCCGAGGCUGGAGCCACCAAGAUGCUGACAGAUAACCAGGCGGCCAUCGCCAUCGGCAACGACCACGUCACCAAGCCGCGCACGAAGCACAUCCGGGUACGCCACCACUUCGUGCGGGAGCUCAUCGCCGACGGAACCAUUGUGCUGCAGCACUGUCCCGGCACACGGAUGGUUGCCGACGCGCUGACCAAGGCACUGGACAAGCAGACCUUCGAGCAGCACCUUCCACGACUGGUGGGAACAGCGACGGCUGAGACGGAGCAGAGGAAGGCAGUUGAGGGGGAGAGUUGA